AAUCGAUUCGAACCCCAACCGUCAAAUGGCCAAGGCAGAGAACCGUCGCCUGAUAGAAGCCUUAUGGGAGUUGGACAAUAUCCUCGCCGCGAACAUCUGGCGCGAGGCUACUUCCAAAAACUUCGCCGAAUCGUCCAAAGCUCGACAAGAAGGUAACGAACUCUUCACCGACCGGAGCAGUCACGACGCCGCGAAACACGUAGAAAUCCUCCGGCUGUACUCUCGUAGUGUCGCGUAUGCUCCCACCGGUUCGGAAGAACUCGGUUUGGCAUAUGGCAACAGGUCGGCGGCGUUGAUGCACCUCGGAAAGUAUCAGGCGGCUUUGGAGGAUAUAGACAGGGCUAUCCAGUUGCCGGUUAGCGAAUUGCACGUCGUCAAGUAUGUUGUUCGAAAGGUCGAGUGCGAGGCGGAACUGGGCCUCGAAGACGCCAGAGGCACCUGCGAGGAGGCAAAGGUGUUGCUAGAGGAGAUCGAGGUCAGCGACAAGCUCAAGAAGGAUAUGGUGGUCAAACUGGUCAGCUCCAUCGUGAAGCUGGAAAAAAAGCUAUUCAGUCCUCCCGAGCCGUCGAAAAAGCUCCAAUUCUUAGAAAACACCUCUGAGCCAUCCGACUCUCCGGGAAUAAUCUCAAAUCUCCUCAGCAUAAGCUACAAUCCAAGCCGCAUAAAACAAGGUCGCCACCUGACAGUCACUCGCGACGUGGGUCCGGGCGAGGCUCUCUACGCGUCCAGCCCUUACGUCGUCUGCCCAAUCGAGACGCGUAUCUACAACAACUGCUCGCACUGCUUGAGUUUCGCCUGGGCGUGUAUUCCCUGCGACAGUUGUGUUUACGCGAUGUACUGCUCGGAACGCUGCAAAAACGAAGCGAAGGAUCUGUAUCACGAUAUCGAAUGUAAGGUCAUCGGAAGGUCGUGGAAAGUUUACGAGACUAUGAACGCCGGGAGACUGAUGAGCAUGAAGAUGCUCGUUAUGGCGAUCAGAGAAGCCGGGGGGCUCGAGGAGCUGAAGAAACAUGUUGAGGAGAUCGACGCGUGCAGAGAUACUCGAAGGCGUGGGUUUUCCAACGAUCAGACUGUCUUCCUCAAAAACUUCAAAGCCGCUUACAGUUUGCUAAGCAACGCUAGAAAAAGAUCCGACAAGGAACAGAACGCUAUAUCGAGAGAUUCGGCUGUGCUGCUGCAUUUUCUGGCCAGAUACACGCCGAUAUUUAAGAGUUAUUUCGAUCACGACAAGAAGGCAUUGGCCAGAAACGACGACGCGCUCUUCGUCGGUAGACUUCUGUCGCACUAUCAACACGUUGUAAUCACCAAUGCAGUGAUGGUGAGAGACCUGUAUACGGAAUCGACGACUGACUGGUCCUGGAAGCCUCCGAAAGAGGAAAACGGCACAGGUCUGUAUCUCACGCCGUUUCUGAGUCUCAUAAACCACAGUUGUUAUCCGAACGUCGCCAGAUGCGAGAUGGAAGAUCGUAGGACUGUUUUGUUCUCGACUCGUCCCAUCGCCAAAGGCGAACAGAUAUACCUCUGCUAUGGACCUCAUUACUACGACAUGAUAAAGAGCUUGAGGCAUGAACUGCUGGAGCGUUUUCACUUCACCUGCGAUUGCAUAGCGUGCGAGAACGAGUGGCCGCUUUUCUUGAUUAUGAUAAGCAGUGGACUUACGUAUAAACCCGUGACGGAGACCGAAUUCAAAGCUACAUCUCGAGCUCUAGAAAACUGUGACGUUAUAGUUAAAGCAUUGGAAGAAGGAAACUGCACGUGCGAUUUGGAUGCUCUAAGAGACUUAGCUUAUGCCAUCGUGUUGGUAUUGAAGCAUUGCAAACUGCCCAACUGGAGAAUAGCCAGUCUCUCAGCAUUGAUGAUUACACUUUUUAACAAUUUGUACGGCUACGUAAUCGGCGUCCCCGCCAAGUGCUAAGCGUUCAAACUAGAGCUUCGCAUUUCCCGAUUCUUCCUCGAAAUAAUUCACAAGCCUACAUUUAGCGCAGCUAACAAGAGGAAAAAAAGAGGCAAACAAGUAUGCGGCGCGCAUGGACAAGAAUCAAGAGCACCAUCAGCGAUCAAUUCUCGGUCGGAUUUCCUCAACUUAUAUAUAGCAGGCCAGUAGUGCAGGUUUGUCUUUAGACUACUGGCGACGCGCUGCUUUGAUGAAUAAUAUAAUAGCUCGAUCGCGAUUCCCAGACUCGCACGUGCAUAUAAGCCACCA
Nasonia vitripennis (jewel wasp) is the source of this 2203-nucleotide messenger RNA. Its product is annotated as SET and MYND domain-containing protein 4-like. The transcript is spliced from 7 exons. Gene Ontology annotation, molecular function: protein binding. The coding region runs from base 26 to 1915 and encodes 629 amino acids. NCBI's taxonomy places the organism in Eukaryota, Metazoa, Arthropoda, Insecta, Hymenoptera, Pteromalidae. The record is from RefSeq and is a predicted model, not a curated record.